AUGCAAGAUGCUAAAGGAGCAUCAACACCAUUAGAUCCAGGUAUGAAAUAUACAACAGCCACUAAGGAUAACAUGUUGAAUGCUGAAGGAGCAUUAAAAUAUAGGCAGGCUGUUGGAGGGCUCUUGUACCUAGCAGGAGGAACAAGGCCAGAUUUAGCUUUUGCUACUACUUACAUGAGCCAAUUCAAUAAUUGCCCAAGCAAGGAACAUUGGGCUGGUGUACAACAUAUCCUUCGUUACCUAAAACAGACCAAGGAAUUAAAGCUGACUUUCCAAAAGACAGGAAAGAAUUUGGAAGUGUUUGGUGAUUCUGAUUGGGCUGGUGAUAAGAUUGACAGACGAUCAUUUAGUGGCUAUGUGGUGCUACUAGCAGGUGGAGCUGUCUCAUGGAGCAGUAAGAAACAACAGACGACUGCAUUGUCAACAGUUGAAGCUGAGUACCUCUCAAUGUGCCACGCAGCCAAGGAA
Messenger RNA from Stegodyphus dumicola, 468 nucleotides. Its product is annotated as secreted RxLR effector protein 161-like. The record is from RefSeq and is a predicted model, not a curated record. Lineage: Eukaryota; Metazoa; Arthropoda; Arachnida; Araneae; Eresidae.